ACCCUUGUGUGAGAGAUGGGGAGACGUCGACCCGGCGGCGGGGGCCGCGGAGGAGGCCGAGGCAGAGGCCGAGGCCGAGGAGGGGAAGGCCGAGGCGGAGGAGAGGAGGAGGAUCUGCAGCUGCACAAGGCUGCGAGGUCGGGUGAUGCGGCGGCGGUGGAGUCGCUGUGCGAGUCCAAUCCUCUUGCCCUCAACUCCAGAGACCGCCUCUCCCGCACCCCACUCCAUCUGGCGGCAUGGUCUGGGCACAUUGAGGUUGUGAAAUGCCUUUGCAAGCACAAAGCUGAUGUCGGGGCUGCAGCAAUGGAUGACACCGCUGCGAUCCAUUUUGCUUCCCAGAAAGGUCAUGUAGAAGUGGUGCGUGAGCUGCUGGCUUCGGGUGCCUCUGUGAAAGCAAAGAACAGGAAGGGCCUCACCGCGUUGCACUUUGCUGCUCAGAGCUCCCACCUGGAGCUUGUGAAGUAUUUAGUAAAGAAGGGCGUGGAAAUCACAGCGAAGACGAACGGCGGACAGACAGCUCUACAUGUUGCAGAGAAUGAUGAUGUGCGUGCUUUCCUGAAAGAGUGUGAGCAGUCGUUGAAGAAGGGAACAGAACUACCAUCCGAGAAGAAGGAUGAGUCUGCAGCUGAGAAGUCCGACGAUGCCAAGGUCUCGGGUGACGCUAGCAAAGAUGGUGCUGAGGCAGGGCAUGGCGAGAAGAGGAAGAGCGGGGAGGAGAUUGGUGCUGGGUCGAGCACGCCGGAGGUGAAGAAGGCCAAAGUUUCACUUGGCCAUCUUGAGAACGACAUGGAAGAAGAGGAAGAGGCAGAAGAGUAGAAUCGAAUUGCCUUGAGAAUGUAAUCUGAUGGUGCCAACUUGUAUGUUUGGCAAAUGGAAUAUUGGCAACUGCAGAAGUUUUAGUUGUGCAUGAGCAUGGUAUCUGUAUGACUACCAUAGGCUUAUAGCUGGGUAGCAGUACUAUGAUUUUUGAUUCAAGUAGAUGACGAUGAUUUACUACUGAUAAAAAUAUGAUUUAGUACUGUACGUAAGUUUAUCA
Molecule: messenger RNA, 1036 nt
Organism: Lolium rigidum
Lineage: Eukaryota; Viridiplantae; Streptophyta; Magnoliopsida; Poales; Poaceae
Product: poly [ADP-ribose] polymerase tankyrase-2
Exons: 2
Coding region: 16-816 (266 amino acids)
Biological process (GO): positive regulation of transcription by RNA polymerase II
Cellular component (GO): nucleus
Molecular function (GO): transcription cis-regulatory region binding; protein binding
Source: RefSeq, a predicted model, not a curated record